AUGCCAAUCGACGGCAAAGUCUCGUCCGAGGAGACAAGCUCGAAUAGCUUGUGUCUUCAAGAAGAGCUCCAAGAAGAAUGCAUAACGAGCAUUGAGUACAAAGCUAGUUCUAAAUCUAGCAGUGUUACCACCAGCGUUGACACUCAAUCAUCCUUCGAAAGCUUGGAUACCCUGGAAGUGAUUCCCAAGGGUAUCCUACUGAAGGCAAGAACGAGCUGCAUUCCACCACCAGCAAGCGCCAUUGAGACUCGCUUCUUUUACGGUUGGGCACAACAGCCCAUUCCCGAUUCCCUACCCUCAUCUACUUCGAGAAGACAAAGGAGACGAGGUACUACCGAGUCAACUUCCAACAGGUAUGAUCGAGUCAAGACGACUCGCUUCCCUCUUAGAGAAGAAGAAGAAGAGGACCGCGAACGAAAAUACUGGGCAGUGAAACAAAAACAGCGAAUUCGAAAACGGCAUCCAAAGAAGACUGUCCUUGACGAACAGUGGGUGAUAACCUGCCGGUUCUUGUGGUGA
Molecule: messenger RNA, 519 nt
Organism: Cylindrotheca closterium
Lineage: Eukaryota; Bacillariophyta; Bacillariophyceae; Bacillariales; Bacillariaceae
Source: the annotation of a GenBank genome assembly